AUGGAGAUGUCAGCAGCCGCAGGUGGCCGGGGGAUGUCAGGUCACCGUCAGGGCUCCGGCACCGUGAAGAGGAGGAGGUGGGGAGGUUUGAGGCAGCAGUGGAAGCUUCUGGGCUUGUUUGAGAUCGACCAGCAGCAUGAGUUCUACGGCCUGACCUGCAUGAUGAAGGAGGGAUUGGCAGCAGCCACCCAAAGCACCAUUGACAAUGCACCUACAAAUGAACUGUCAGAUGAGGAUUUCAGAUUAGAGGUCACUCAGAUUCAUAAGGACUUUACAAUGGAGACGUUUGCAGGCCCGGUGUUUGCCAGCCUGCGUGGCUCUUUGGGGAUGACAGAGCAGGAGUAUCAGCAGUCACUCUGCUCGGAAAACUGCUACCUCCAGUUCAUCAGCAACUCCAAGAGCAAGGCCGACUUCUUCCUGACAAAUGAUAAACGCUUCUUUUUGAAGACCCAGAACAAAAGGGAAAUCAAAUUCCUUCUGGCCAACCUGAAGAUCUACUUGGAACAUCUGAGGAAAUACCCCCACUCACUGCUGGUCAAGUUUCUAGGUGUUCACAGGAUCAAGAUCCCACACAGACGAAAGAAAUACUUCAUCGUUAUGCAAAGUGUGUUUUAUCCAGAUGAUCGAAUCAAUGCCAGGUAUGACAUCAAGGGCUGUGAGGUGAGUCGCUGGACAGAACCUGCACCAGAGGGAAGCCAGAUUAUUGUGGUUCUCAAAGACCUCAACUUUGAAGGCCAGUACAUUACUUUGGACCAGCAGCGUCCUUGGCUCCUACGGCAGGUGGAGAUUGACACACACUUCUUGCGGAGGCUCAAUGUGUUGGACUACAGUCUCCUCCUGGCCCAUCAGCCCUUGCACCACGAUGAACGCCACCAGAGCCUCUCCUUCGCCACUCUCAUCAUGAGAACAAAAAAAUCUGUGAAUCCAGGCUCCAGCCCUGUUCAUGCAAGCAUGGCUGCUGUCCCCGGGGCAGUCCCAGAAGAUGAGUCCGUGUUACUCAUGUCAGAAACAGACGGCAGCUGUUUGAAGCCAUCACGUGCCGGAGUUGCAUCAAGCGGUGGCACUCCUCAGAUGUGCCCAGAGCAUGCAAGACCGGGAACUGACACAGCUGAGCUUCCAGACUUCAGGGCCCAGAACCGACGUUUACUGCCCAACUUGAAGAAUCCCCUGCAUGUCAUCGAUGGGCCCGAGCAUCGCUACUUCAUCGGCAUCAUUGACAUUUUCACAGUUUACAGUUUUAGGAAGAGGCUGGAGCACUUGUGGAAGAGGUUGAGACAUCCAGGCCGGUCUUUCUCCACGGUCAGUCCACAGACUUACUGCCUCAGGUUAUGUCACUGGGUACAGGACCAUACCAAGUAGAACCCGCAUGAGUAAUGGAAAGUCUUGCAUGUCCAAACAACUAAAUGCUCAACCAAAGUUCUCACACAUGCAUAGACAUGAAAGUUUAUCUGCAUCUCUUCCAUGGUUCCGUUCAUCUUUCAAUAUGCUCAAAACACAUGAAUGGCAUAUUAAUAAGUCCUCAUGUAGACACUUUGGACACAGAAAAUAUU
Messenger RNA from Plectropomus leopardus (leopard coralgrouper), 1550 nucleotides. RefSeq names its product phosphatidylinositol-4-phosphate 5-kinase-like 1 (gene pip5kl1). Gene Ontology annotation, molecular function: 1-phosphatidylinositol-4-phosphate 5-kinase activity. The record is from RefSeq and is a predicted model, not a curated record. Gene Ontology annotation, biological process: phosphatidylinositol phosphate biosynthetic process. NCBI's taxonomy places the organism in Eukaryota, Metazoa, Chordata, Actinopteri, Perciformes, Serranidae. Gene Ontology annotation, cellular component: plasma membrane.